UCGCAUGAUCAGCCUUUCGUAUUCACGUAUAUCCUUAGCUGAUAUAGCUCAGAAGUUGCAAUUAGAUAGCCCAGAGGAUGCUGAAUUCAUUGUUGCCAAGGCUAUUCGGGAUGGUGUGAUUGAAGCUAGCAUUAACCAUGAGAAAGGGUAUGUCCAGUCAAAGGAGAUGACUGACAUAUAUUCCACCCGGGAGCCCCAGCUUGCUUUCCACCAACGUAUUUCCUUCUGCCUGGACAUUCACAAUAUGUCUGUCAAGGCUAUGAGGUUCCCCCCAAAAUCUUACAACAAGGACUUGGAGUCUGCAGAGGAGCGCCGGGAGCGUGAGCAGCAGGAUCUAGAAUUUGCCAAGGAAAUGGCAGAGGAUGAUGAUGAUGAUGGUUUCCCUUGAUGCUCUAUGGGGGUGGCACAUUUGUUUGUGGGUUUUUUUGUUUGUUCACCAAUACAAAACCUUAUCGUCUGAAAACCAGAACCUGCCUUCUUUCCAUAUUCUGCAUGUUGGGGGCAGUACCCCAAAAAUCCUCUAGCUGCUGCAGGAAGAUGACAUAGGACCUCAAAUUAAAGGGUUGAUCCUUGCUUCUGAACUAAAGGUCACUGUGGUUUUCAGUCAUAACUAUUCCCUUACAAAGGGCCAGACUAAUCCAUUGUCCUUACUGGAGUUCUGCUCCAGCUGGCAAAGUAAUUUCAGU
This is a messenger RNA of Thamnophis sirtalis, 686 nucleotides long. Lineage: Eukaryota; Metazoa; Chordata; Lepidosauria; Squamata; Natricidae. The record is from RefSeq and is a predicted model, not a curated record.